AUGGUGGCAGGCCGCACCCCGGAAACCGGAAGAAACCUGUUGCAAUUCAUUCCUUUAAUGAGCGAAUCGUUGCCUAGAAUGAAAGAUUGUGCACACUGUGGUGCGGCUAAAUUUUACUCUGAAACGAAGAAUUUUUGUUGCUCAAAUGGUCGUGUUGUUUUGGCUAACAACGAACUCCCAGCCAUCCUGAAGCAACUUUUGACAUCACCAUCAGAAGAAGCAAAGGCAUUUAGAACAUGCAUUAGGACAUAUAACAACCUAUUUGCUUUUACUUCUUUGGGCGUAAAGUCAGAUACCACCCUUGCCAAGAGGAACAAGGGCAUUUACACAUUUAGGGUGCAAGGUCAAGUUUACCAUUUCAUAAAUGAUUUGCAUCCCGGUGACGAUGGUGCCAAAAACCUCCAGCUUUAUUUCCAUGACACUGAACAUGAAAUGCAAAAUCGUCUAGCAUCUUGUGAAAGGCUAUCUGAACCAGCAAUUGGCAUAUGCAUGGAAGUGCUUCUGCAAAACCCUUAUGCUUGUUUCUUUCGAACACUUAAAAACGUCCCUCAUUUGGAGAACUACCAGAUAAUCCUUAAAACACUUCCAUCACAAGAUCAAAGAGUGUACAAUAAACCAGAAGUCUCACAGGUUGCAGCACUUUGGAUAGAUGGUGGAGAAGAUGGGGACCAUGGUCAUAGGAACAUUGAAGUUAAAACGCACAACAACCAUUCUAGAAGAAUACAUUAUUAUUACGGUUGUGAUGACCCGUUACAGUAUCCUUUAAUGUUCCCGUUUGGCGAACUUGUCUUGGCCCAAAAUGAUGCAGAUUAUGUCUCUAUGAGAGAGUAUUAUUGCUACAAGCUCCAAAUUAGGAAGUAUGACAGAUCGUGUCUCUUACAGUUUGGUAGACUCCUCCAACAGUAUGUAGUUGACAACUACGUCAAACUUGAAACACAAAGAUUAGACUUUUACAGAACACAACAACAAGAAAUUAGAAAAGAAUAUCUGCAAGGAGUAGUGGAUGCAGUAGCAGCAGGUGAGACCCAAGGUUCAAAGGUUGGCCAACGAAUAAUCCUUCCAUCUAGCUUUAUUGGGGGGCCAAGAAACAUGCGUCAGAAAUACAUAGACGCCAUGACAUUAGUGCAAAAAUUUGGAAAACCCGAUAUAUUUUUGACAAUGACAUGUAACCCAAAUUGGCCAGAAAUCAAAGACCUUUUGAUACCGCAAGAAGAAUCACAGAAUCGAGCAGAUCUGGUGGUAAGAGCUUUCCAUGCAAGGCUUGAACUGCUGAAAGAAGACCUCUUUAAGAAACAUAUAUUCGGUGAAGUAGCAGCCUACACUUAUGUUAUAGAAUUUCAAAAGAGAGGUCUUCCACACGCACAUUUUCUCAUUAUAUUGAAACCUCACUGCAAGAUGUAUAGGCCAGAAGAAUAUGAUGAGAUUGUGUCGACAGAAAUACCAAAUGAGAAGGAUAACCCUCACUUGUAUAAAAUGGUUGUCAAGCACAUGCUUCAUGGCCCGUGUGGUAUACUGAACGUUGAUAAUGUUUGUAUGAAAAAGAAUGGUACUUGCAAAAACUCAUACCCGAGGCCUUAUUCUAAUGAGACCACUCAAACAUCUGAUGCAUACCCGAUCUACCGGAGGCGAAAAAAUGGGGUGACAGUCAAAGUUAGGAAAGCUACACUUGAUAACCGAUGGGUGAUACCAUACAAUCCCUACUUGCUAGCAAAAAUAAGUUUUGCUGUGUCAUCGAAUAAUGAUUCCACGCUGAUAGAUGAAAUAGACCAAUAUCAGUCAGGGAGAUGGGUUUCGGCUCCAGAAGCAACAUGGAGGUUCUACAGAACUGACAAGUUGGCCCAAGACUUGGACUUGACCUACUCUGAGUUCCCAGAUCAUUUUGUUUGGCUGCAAGGGGACAGAUUUUGGAAACAUAGAGACCUAGGGGAUUCUGUAGGCCGAAUAGUAGCAGCUCAUCCAACUGAAGGUGAAAGGUAUUACUUGAGAAUACUAUUGUCAAAAGUCUGUUGUCCUAAGUCCUUCAGUGAUUUAAAAAUGUUUAAUGCCCAUCAGACCACCACUUUUAGGGAAGCAUGCUUGUUACGUGGCUAUUUGGUAGAUGAUAAUAGCCAGCAAUUAUGUUUACAAGAGGCCUCUACUUUCCACUUGCCCUAUGAACUCAGACGCCUUUUUGCCACCCUUCUGGUUUAUUCAUGCCCCAACAACCCUCAAGCCCUGUGGUUAGCUUAUGAAGAUUUAAUGGUGGAAGACCUAUUAAGAUUUAACCAGAUGACACAUAGAGAAGCUACAAAGCAGGCGUUGUUACAGGUCAAUGGAUUUUUACAGUCCAUGGGCAGAAACAUUCAUGAAUUUGAUCUGGCACCACAAGCAUACUCAUAUGCUGACCUUCAAGAUUUGACAAGAGAAAUUAGAGCUGAACAAGGUAUUAUAGUCUCGCAGGAAGAUCUUGAUACAAUAAUAAAACUCAAUGAAAAGCAAAAAAUAGCCUUCGAUAUAAUAAUUGGGAGAGUACAUUCAAAUGAAGGUGGUGCUUUCUUUGUUGAUGGCCCUGGUGGUACGGGAAAAACGUAUAUGUAUAGGGCUUUAUUAGCAAAGAUUAGAUCAGAAACACAUAUAGCGCUGGCAACCGCCACUUCAGGCAUAGCAGCGUCAAUACUCCCUGGGGGUAGGACGGCUCAUUCAAGAUUCAAAAUCCCACUUGACUUAGUCGAAGGAGGAACCUGUAGAGUUAGCAAACAAAGUUCUUUGACAACUCUAAUUAAAGGCUCUAAGCUGAUCAUAUGGGAUGAGGCCCCAAUGGCCAAAAGGACCGCUAUCGAGGCUUUAGAUGAUCUUUUGCAAGAUCUCAUGGAUUCAAAGGAACUUUUUGGGGGUAAGGUUGUCGUGCUUGGUGGAGAUUUUAGACAGACACUACCCGUGGUGCGCAAGGGUACUAAGGCGGAAACUAUUGCUGCAUGUCUAACUAAAUCUCCAUUAUGGCCAUCACUUCACAUAUUACGUUUGGAAGAGAACAUGAGAGCUUUGUUAGACCCUGCUUUCAGCGAGUUUCUGCUCAAAAUUGGCAACGGAACCCAACCCACGGAUGAAAAUGACCUAAUCAACAUUCCUGCCUCCAUGCUCAUUGACAGACAUUCAGAAACUGCCUCCUUAGAUGCCCUCAUUGAAUCUGUCUACCCAAAUAUUCAGACCUUUAGUGGCUCAUGUGCUUUAAAUCGUGCCAUACUAACAACCAAAAAUAUAUUUGUUGAUGAGAUUAAUGACCUCUUGAUACAAAAAUUCCCAGGUGAGCUAACGGAAUAUGCAAGCUUUGAUGAGACGAUAGAUCCAAAUGACCAAACUCAGUAUGAGGACUUUUUGCAUUCGCUUACACCAAAUGGUAUGCCACCUCAUAGGCUUUUUUUGAAACCAAACUCGCCUAUCAUUCUGUUAAGAAACUUGAACCCUACUGAAGGAUUAUGCAAUGGGACUAGAUUAAUAUGCAGAGAUUUGAGAAGCAACGUCAUACAUGCUGAGAUUGCUUUUGAAACUUUGCUGGCAAAGAAGUUUUUAUACAUAGAAUACCUUUCCUCCAACUGA
Messenger RNA from Erigeron canadensis, 3576 nucleotides. RefSeq lists its product as uncharacterized. The coding region runs from base 1 to 3576 and encodes 1191 amino acids. Gene Ontology annotation, molecular function: DNA helicase activity. Lineage: Eukaryota; Viridiplantae; Streptophyta; Magnoliopsida; Asterales; Asteraceae. The record is from RefSeq and is a predicted model, not a curated record. The transcript is spliced from 4 exons. Gene Ontology annotation, biological process: DNA repair; telomere maintenance.